ACUCGUUUUGAAAAUACAUUAUUUUUCAAACUUGUUAACUCUGGAAAAUUGAAUAGAAUAAUAACAAUUCUUUCUAUUAUUAAUUACAUUGAAUAGACAAGAGUUAAGUUAGCUAAUAAUGUAUUAAAAUACAGUCCGACUAAAACUAAUUCAAUUUUAUAAAUGCUGUUGAAAAAGAUUUAAUUAAUUCUGUUAUUAAGACCAAGAAAACGCAAUGGGUAUGGAUUAGUUAUUUUCUUAAUAGUAAUAAUAUUUUCUUAAUAGUUAUAAUUUAUGUAUUUGGCCUCUUGCAACUUUUCAAUUUUACACCAUUAAAAUAGAGAGUGUCCCACAGUACCCAUGCUAACAUAAUGUUUCUAGACAGAACUCUGUUACAUCAGCUGUCCCGCGCAAGCAGGAUGGCGACAUUAACAUUGCUGCCACCCACCCAAGUAACAGUAACAGCACAGCGGCUGUGCAUACUUCUGCUGUUCAUAUGUUAUGUCUAUGUUAGUCGAAAAAUGUAUUUAACGGCUUUGCAAGGCAAGUUCGUUGUUAUUGCUCGAUUUUCCUCCGCGAAGACUGGUUCGUUUUUCUGUAAUAUAAUUAGGAGUAUCAACAAAAACAUAGACAUUAGCUUGAAGACCAAGCAAAACGUAUUCCAAAAUAAACUUAUUUGUUUAUAGCUAAUAAAUUUAUGGUUAUUUUAUUGUAUUUCGAAGCACUCUAAUUUGCAGACUUCUUGUGCGGGUGUGCGGUAAAUUUACAGUUAGUUGCUCGAAGUGCGUGUUUAAAUAUAGCAAAAAGACGCUGGAGAUAAAAACCGAAAUAAAUAAGGAGAGGAAUAAAUAAGUGGCAAAGAGAAAUGCAAAAUAAUCGGGUCGGUCAAUUUAAAAAGCCGCAUCCUGGAAAAGCGUCAGUGUUGGUGUUUGCCGCCCCUGUUGGCCAAGUUUUUUGUUGUUGCUUUGGCAACCAUUAAAAACAACAACAACAAAUACAACACAUGUACACACAGACAUAAGGGCAUUUUCAUUUUAAAAACACUUGCUCUGUUAAAAAUAAAAAGAAAAGCCCAGCCAGACAGUCUGGAAAAUCCAUAGAAAUACAAAUUUAAGCCGGCACUAAAAACCGAAAGUGGCUGUAUCCUCGAUUUUGAUGAGCAGCCAACAGAGAUUUCCGGUAUCCAGCCAAAUGGCGAGAAGGAGUUCCACGCUCCAGGAUUUCAACGCCCUAAAUAUUAAUAUGAAAUAAUUUGUCGAGUAGCUGGCUACACGCCCUAUCAUCAUACCCGCCCCCCGCCUCCGUCCCGCCCCUUCCGCUCCACACAGCGUGGAAACAAAUCAGAAAGCCAGUAAAUGGAAUGAAAUAAAAUAAAUCAAAACCGAAAAAGCAGAGAAACAGCAGAGUUGACACAAAAAAAGGGCCAGAGUAAAAAUAUAUAGCAUUCGAAGGCGAACGAAUGAAAUCAAAAAACCAGCGUAGAGUAACGCGGCCAACACGAAAGAAAUCGCCACUUGCACCGGCAACACCAACAGCAACACUGCAACAGCAACAGCAACAUAUAUUGCAACUGCACCGGCAAUUCGAGGCAUAUAAGGGAUCCAGUGUCUAGGAUGAAGAGCAACUACAUUAAUCUUAACACGCACAGUGGAAUCAACGGUGCCAGUGGCAACAACAACGGGAAGAUGUCGCUGGGAAAAUCCAUCAAAAUGUACCUGACUAUUUUCAUCGCGACCACAUGCAUUUACAUGGUGCUCUAUCAGUACCACAUAUCCCGUGAGCCCUUCGCCGCCGGCGAAAGUGUAAAGCAUCAAGAGAAAUCAUCGUCAUAUUUCGCUUCAUAUUUGUGGUCACCCAUUUCCCUGCUAAUGGCCAAUAGUUCCUCAAACAUCAAUACCAAAUCCACAACCACAAGCACAACAAUAGCUCCAACAACAACAACAACAUCAGCUGGCACAGUGGGCAGUGUGGGCCAAAAACUGGGUGGGGCAUCCUCCGCCUCCAUUCGCAUGGUUUCAUUAGCGGCCACAAUACCCACAUUUAUAUCCUCGUCAUCGGAACUAAGAUCGGGAUCGGUGGGUGGCCAUCGAAAGACUGCAACUACUAAAACAAGCACCACAAAAACAACCACAGCAACAACCACAACAUCAGCCACAGCCGGUGGCUUAGCAAUAACCAAAUUGACAACAACUACAGCCAAAACAAGCGCCAAAACAUCCGCGGCGGCCACGCCCACCGCCUCCCACUCGGAUAACGCCAACAAGACUCGACCAACAUUCGUUGCCGCCUCAGAGCCCCCGCCCCUGUACAUAAUCACGCCCACCUACCGACGACCCGAGCAGCUGGCGGAGCUCACCCGGCUGGGAUAUACCCUGAAACAUGUGGUGAAUCUAUUGUGGCUGGUCAUCGAGGACGCCAACAAAACGAAUCCACUGGUGGCCCACACUCUGGAUCGGAUUGGAGUGCCGUACGAGUAUAUGGUGGCACCCAUGCCCGAGAAGUACAAACAGACGAAGCGGGCCAAGCCGCGUGGCGUCUCCAAUCGGAAUAAGGGACUCGAGUAUCUGCGCCUCCAUGCCACCGAGGGAGUGCUCUACUUCGCCGACGACGACAACACCUACGACAUUAGCAUAUUCGAGCAGAUGCGGUAUGUCAGCAAAGUGGCCAUGUGGCCAGUGGGCCUUGUGACAAAGACGGGAGUAAGCAGCCCCAUAAUUCAGGAAGGCAAGCUGGUGGGCUUUUACGAUGGCUGGAUCGGGGGUCGCAAAUAUCCCGUGGAUAUGGCUGGUUUUGCAGUGAGCGUAAAGUUCUUGAAGGAGCGACCAAAAGCACAGAUGCCCUUUAAGCCGGGAUACGAGGAGGACGGGUUUCUGCGCAGUCUGGCUCCACUUGCCAAUACGGAAAUCGAGCUUCUAGCCGAUGAGUGUCGAGAUGUUCUCACGUGGCACACGCAGACGAAGAAGAACGCCCCCGCUCAGGCGCUGAACAGGACGCGUUAUAAGAACACGAAUCUGGAGUACAUAGACAAGCUGCUGGUGCGCCCGUAGGGAUGUUGACUGUAGUUAGCUAGUUAGGCUUAGCUAGGAGCUCACUCUGAGCUUCCAUUUUGACCGUGGCUCUGACGGGUUGUACAGGUACAACCCGGAGCACGGAGUAACCAAUCAGAAUUGAUCAGAUCAGUAGUCGGUGUACAUUAUUACCAUAAUCAUACGAGAAGUUAGGCUCUAAGCGCACACACUUCUAUGAUAAUUCCUUGCACCGUAGGCUUUCUUUGACCCCUUACACGUAAUCGUAGUAAUACCUUAAGUAACGUAUUGUAUCAUAUCGCAGCGUCCACGACUAUUUUGUAAAUAAUGGCAAUGCUUGAUUUAAGCUUAGACAUAUGUGCUAAUUUUGUUUACGCUCUAAGUUAAAACAGAUUUCUCAGUCAGAAAGGCAAACUUCAGCAACGAAUUGGUUAAGAUGUUCCUAUACCAAAGAAAAAGCCCCUAAAGUUCUGCAUUCAUCAUAAAUACAUUCCCAUGGGAAAACUCAAUCGUUUGUGACAGCCAGGACCUCCAACUGCCGUCUGCAGGAUUCGUGCGAGGUCAAGGCCUGAACCACAUCAGCAUUCAAUUAGGGCAAGGUGUCAACAACAAACUUAUUUCUCCGAAUUCUCCUGAAACCGGGGCAUGGGCCUCAAUAAUUCAUGCCGACAUAUGGAUGUUCGAGGCGAGUGGCACAGAUAAGUCGUGCACGGAUGAGUGCCUCCUUCCCCGGAGAAUCCAAAUCGCGUGCUACACUAAAAUUGCACGAACACAAAACGGAUACGAACAGGACGAAGGGGACACAAUUUAAACACAUUGUAAUGGCUCCUGCUAAUGGGACUGAAUGGCUCAAAAGUUUGGCAAAAUCAAUUUCAUUCUAAAUGCUGCACGAUUUUUUGUUGAAUGAGAACUUUUUUUUUAUGUCUAAGAUAUAAGUUCAUAUUGUUUAAAAACGGGUUUCCAACGCAAAAACUUUUUCCCUACUCAUAAGUAAGCUAAGUUAAGUUUAUAAAGAAAUUUAUAUUCAAGUUAUGAACUGCACUGAAAUCGCCUACAUGUAAAUAAUAAUCACCAAAUAUUGUAACCAAAUUUUUACACGUCCCGCAAAAGCAGGGAGAUGCGCAGGAAUGUGGAGGAAACUAUGACAAAUGGUAUUACGAAAUUUAUACACUUUAUACAAUUGAAUAUGGAAUAUGGAUAACGAUAAGCCGCAAAGCAAUUAGUUAGGUACUUACAAAAUCUUACAAAAAAUAAAAUGAAAAUGGAAUCUUGACGAGCUCUCAAGAAAAAUCAACUUAAACCUUUUCAAGAAUAUCUCAAAAUGUUUCAAUGAAUAUUAAAGAUACAAAAAUACGUCUAAAACUAUUCUCUUAUUCAAGUAAACUACAACUACAAAGUUUAAACCUGACAUGACUUAUAGCAAGGAACUUCAAUCAUUUUUUAACAAAAUACAAAAUACCUUUCAAUAAAUUGAUAAAAUUUUCUUAACAAUUUUCAAAAUAAUA
Messenger RNA from Drosophila rhopaloa, 4510 nucleotides. Its product is annotated as galactosylgalactosylxylosylprotein 3-beta-glucuronosyltransferase P. Gene Ontology annotation, biological process: chondroitin sulfate proteoglycan biosynthetic process; carbohydrate metabolic process. Gene Ontology annotation, cellular component: Golgi membrane. Lineage: Eukaryota; Metazoa; Arthropoda; Insecta; Diptera; Drosophilidae. Gene Ontology annotation, molecular function: galactosylgalactosylxylosylprotein 3-beta-glucuronosyltransferase activity. The transcript is spliced from 9 exons. Bases 1593 to 3026 code for a protein of 477 amino acids. The record is from RefSeq and is a predicted model, not a curated record.